Molecule: messenger RNA, 420 nt
Organism: Colletotrichum godetiae
Lineage: Eukaryota; Fungi; Ascomycota; Sordariomycetes; Glomerellales; Glomerellaceae
Product: acyl carrier protein
Exons: 3
Coding region: 1-420 (139 amino acids)
Biological process (GO): fatty acid biosynthetic process
Cellular component (GO): mitochondrion
Molecular function (GO): acyl binding; acyl carrier activity
Source: RefSeq, a predicted model, not a curated record
AUGUUCCGCACAGCAGUCCUCCGUUCCGCGGCCGCUGCCACGCGUGCCAUCCGUCCCGCCGUCCAGCAGUCCGCUCCCCUCGCCAGGAGAUCCCUCGUCGCGCCCCAAGCUGCCUUCCGCGCUGCUCCCAAGGCCAUUUCCGUUCGCAUGUACUCUGCCGCCACCGGCCUGAACAAGCAGGAAGUUGAGGGCCGCAUCUUUGCUUUGCUCCAGGGUUUCGACAAGGUCAACGACCCGGCCAACAUCAAGGCCAACGCCCACUUUGCCAACGACCUCGGCCUGGACAGCUUGGACACCGUCGAGGUUGUCAUGGCCAUUGAGGAGGAGUUCAGCAUUGAGAUUCCCGACAAGGACGCCGACACCAUCCACUCAAUCGACAAGGCGGUCGAGUACAUCGUCAGCCAGCCCGAUGCCCACUAA